AUGAGCUGGUCCAUCGAAUCACCUUACAGCCCACAGUGGUUCAAGAACGUGCAAAUAUGCUACCGAUGGUAUGCGGAUGGUGACGGCGGUCAGUGUGGCGGUGGGGCGACACGCUUGCUGUGUGCCCCGGUGGGUAAAUAUACGCCGAUCUACCGGGACGACACCGAUAACCUCGGCGGUGGGUGUAGAAUGUCUUGGCAGCUCAAACUACCACCUGUGCAUAGUUCGUGGGCGAGGAAUAUCCAGUUGUGCUACGAAUGGUAUCCAGAUGGUGAUGGUGGACAGUGUGGUGGUGGUGCUGCUCGAAGCUUUGUGCUUUGGCCAAUUUCUGGACUCCUUACUACAGAGAUGAUACCGACAACAGAGGAGGCGGAUGCCGCAUGA
Paramuricea clavata is the source of this 384-nucleotide messenger RNA. NCBI's taxonomy places the organism in Eukaryota, Metazoa, Cnidaria, Anthozoa, Malacalcyonacea, Plexauridae. The record is from the annotation of a GenBank genome assembly.